CACUCGUGAAGCGAGGGCAGGGGCCACGUGUAGGCGGAUUCGAGGUGAGAAGGUUGACACGUGAGAACGUUGAAACGGUAAAAACGUUGAAACGGCACAAGAUGAGUGCGGGCGCUUCACAAGAGAGGCAAGCACCAAGAAACUACUUUUCUAAUGUGUGCGACUUUUCUAAUGUGCGACUUCCCUAACGCGCUGCACUGUUAGGCAGCCACUGAGCGUGGGACUCCACAGCCCAUCAUGAGCCUGUUGUCGCGGUCGAAUCAUAACCGCCCUCUGAUUGAUUGCCCGGAUUUUUAGCUGCCAACACACCCCUUCAACUCGCCCCUCCGUCGCUUGCCUUUUCUCUGCCUUCUCCCUGCCCGCUGCUUGCAUUCUCUCGCGUUUCCAACCCACUUCACGCUCAGCAUUCCAGUCGUUAUUUGAGAUACCCAGCAACAGAUGCUCGAUACCCGUCCAUUGUAUUUCCUCGUUGAAUUCCUCGUUGAAUUCCUUUUUGAAUUCCUUACUUUGUCCCGGCGAUCCCUCUUUAUUUCGUCUCUCACUCGCUAGCUGGCGCCCCUCGCCGCGACCGACUUUUUUUUCCAUUCAUCCAUGCCCGUUUUCCCGCCCUCGUCCUUGUCUCUCCUCUCACCGCUUGACUCGGCAGCCCAGAAAGGGUAGACAACCCAGAAAGGGUAGAGCAGAGUUUCUCCCACCCGAUCAAGUCAUUCACCUUUGUUUACGUGAGCCUCUCUUGAUUGCUUCAACUUGAUUGCUUCAACUUCCCGUUUUACGGGCAUGGUGCACCAUGCCUCCCAAAGAACAUGACCCAGAAUCGUCCGUCGCCGACACCACGGUCGAUGAUUCCUCGCGCGAGAAAUACAGAAGCAGCCGGAGCGAAAGGGGAGAAAGGGAUCGCGACCGCGACCGAGACUGGGAUCGAGACGACGAGAGAGAUGGCAACAGAGAGCGCGAAAAGACUCGGGACAGAGACCGGGACCGACCUCGAGAUCGAGACAGGGACCGCGACAAGGACCGCGAUCGAUACAGAGACAGAGACAGAGACAGAGCGGGCGACCGAGACCCAGACAAGGACAAGGACCGGGAACUUCGCCACAGAUCCUCGCGGUGCUCCAAGCAUCGCUCUGCCACCGACAGUGAUCUCCAGUCGUCCUCGCACCGAAAACGUCGCACCAAAGACAAGGACCGAGACAGAGACAGAGACGGACAGCGCCGGCAGAGAGAUCGUGAUGCCGACAGAGAAAGGGAUAGGUCCAAGGACAGAGCCUGCGGGAACGACCUCGACACGGCAUCUGAGAUGACGGGCCACGUCGUUCCUGAGAUCUCGCGAUCUCGCCUAUCGCGACCAUAUCCGACCUUUAGCAAGCAGCACAGCAGGGAGAGCGUCGUCGUCGCUAGCCGUGAAGAUCUGUCUCAGUCUCAGCCCGCCCCAGAGGGCCGUACUCACCGCACCGACCCGCUCACUCCCGAGGCCACUGAUCUUGGUGCCAUUGAUGAUUCCAAGCGCGCCAAGCCCGCCGACAGCACCAUCGGACGCAAGCCUUCCGUCUCGCGCAAGGACGAGCGGCCACCAAGUCCUCCCGAGACAAAUCUAUCAUCAGAGCACAAAGACAGGCUGCGGUCCGAGACCCCAACAUCGGCCGGGUCACGCGAUAAGAACAAGGACAGGAACGCCGACGACGACAGGCCCCGUUCGAGGACGUCAUGGGUCUCCAGGUCAACUUCCAAGCACGAGAGUAAAAGCAAGGUCUCGACAAAGUCCAGGGCAUCCAGUCAGGCUACCCUCAUAUAUACCUCGUUCAAGAACCCCACGGUCGAGUCGGCUCAAAGCAGCGAGUCCAAGGUGACCUCCAAGUCGCGGGGUUCGUCUCCCAAGUCGGCCAAGAGAGAUGUAGCCGCCGCCACGCUAGAUCCCAGCGAUGGCAACAUGUCACCUGCUUCUGCACAAGACUCAUCGCCCAAAACCCCAACCGGAACACCCCAUUUCCCCCCACCCCCACAAGUAUUCCCCCACGAGAAGCCUGGGACUGCUGGGCAUCACUUUGGGCCACCACCCCCGCCACCCCCGCCACCACCGAUGGGAAUUGUCCAAGUCCCCAAAGUGAACUACCUCACGCAAAACGGUGGUCUACAAAAGUCGGUUUCCAAGGACUUUCUUGAUGCGCUGCCACGCCAGAACGGCACCAGACCAUCAAACCCCCCGCUGAGUGGCUGCGAAACGCUUUUUGCACCAUUUUUCGGUAUACUUGAUCAGUACCAAGCGGUUUUGGAUAACCAUGGGUCCAUCGCGGUUGCUACAGGUCACAAGACCAUCGCCAGGCGUAUCCUUGACCGCCUAGACAAUGUCUUCACCAGGGACUUGCCUGAAGAUGGAUGCAACUGCGUCAUGUGUGAGAAGACUGGCCGCCACCAGACUUGCGGCCUUGGCUGGGGCGAGGUCCUCGAGCGGUUCAAGGGCGAUAACCCUCCAUGGCCUCCAUUCGACCUGGCCGAGCUAGGGUCCAAGGGAAUCGAAGAAUCUGCUGCCGACCUUGUUCCUCCACGGCCCGACUCACCUGUCAAGAUGGACCCGGACAUUGCCGAAGAGUUCAGAGGCCACUACCUGCGCCAAAACAAAAAGGUCAAGGCCGCCGUAGGCAAGUGGCUAACUAGCUGCGCCGAGACGCCCGCCCCUCCUCCCCAAGAAGUGGAUGAUGAGACUCUCACAUUCGCAAUCUUGACGAGCUUGAAGCACGAAGAGCAACCCUAUUUCAAUGCCCUUCUUUCAGGCUCGAGAGAACUCCAGCCAGCGGUACGGGCACCGACGCCCAUGGUGCGCAAGCCACGGCAGGAUUUUCUCGUGCGUACGGGCCUCGCGUUACAGCGUUACUACGGUCUCCAGCAAGUCCCCCGCGACGCCGAAACGGUCGUGUACCUAGUGCGUAACCACCACAUGCACCAUCUGUUGCGGACGGUCAGUGAUAUCAACCCCUCCGAGUGGGAGCUGCUUGUUUCAGGUCGCUUCGACGGCUUCCUAUGGAGCGGUGCCGACAACAGUGGAACCGCUGGUGGUGAAGACGGAGCAGCCACACCGACCACAACCGCACUUGAUCUUUCUCCCCAGGGAGGAGGUCCACCAAUACGGAACUUUAUCACCCCGUCGGGGUAUUUCUCCCCCCCCUCAAGGGGGCCAACACCUUUCAGUCGAGGGCCAACACCUUUCAGUCGAGGGCAAACACCGGCCUCAUUCGUCAGUGGUGUCUCAUCAAUGGCGGGCGUUGUGGUACCGCCAGGAAUGGGUGGUGGUGGUCCUGGUGGCAAAACGGCUGUAACAAUGGACGAAGAACUCGAAUUGCAGGUGCUGGCCGAGGUUGAGAGGCACAUUUAUCAAGGCAUGGAGGCGCUUGAAAACGCGUUCGAGGCACUACAUCAGAGGGCCGAGCAGGUCCGCGGAGCGUUGAGGCAACGGACCUCGGGGCUGUCGGUCGGUCUUCAGCGCAAGCGGGCCGGAGGCGGCGGGCUGCUUUCGUCAGGCCAACUUGUUGACGAAGACCUCGUCCAAGAUCAGGCAGGCGGCGGCGGCGGCGACGGGGUCCACGGUGGCGACGACUUUAACACCAGCUUUGCCGUCGCCACCACCAGUGAGAGUGAUUGGUGUGUCGAGGACUACGGGGAACUGAAGCCCGACGACUCGGCCAGCAACAUCAGCUCCUCGCGUCACCGGCGGCCAAAGAGGCGGAACGAGAGGAGAACUCCGGCUCCAAUCGAGGAGGAUUAUGAUGAGGAGUGAGACAGCGCGACGGGGAACCGAACCCCGUGUGCAGUGCGUGUGCUCGGCUGCUCCGGCUGGCCCCGUACUGGCCCCGUACUAGCCAUA
Gaeumannomyces tritici R3-111a-1 is the source of this 3856-nucleotide messenger RNA. RefSeq lists its product as hypothetical. Gene Ontology annotation, cellular component: nucleus. The transcript has a single exon. The coding region runs from base 788 to 3769 and encodes 993 amino acids. Gene Ontology annotation, molecular function: DNA binding. The record is from RefSeq and is a predicted model, not a curated record. NCBI's taxonomy places the organism in Eukaryota, Fungi, Ascomycota, Sordariomycetes, Magnaporthales, Magnaporthaceae.